Molecule: messenger RNA, 2839 nt
Organism: Bactrocera oleae (olive fruit fly)
Lineage: Eukaryota; Metazoa; Arthropoda; Insecta; Diptera; Tephritidae
Gene: Nep6
Product: Neprilysin 6
Biological process (GO): proteolysis
Cellular component (GO): plasma membrane
Molecular function (GO): metalloendopeptidase activity
Source: RefSeq, a predicted model, not a curated record
AUCUUUAUUACGUCUGAAAUGGACAUGUUUUUUCUCAAUAACAUUAUAGUUCUGUAAUCUGCGUACAUAAAAACUUUUUCUAAAGUGUAUAGACAGUGAUCCAAAUCAAUUUUAAAUUAAAUCCAAGAGCGCGGCAUUUCCGAUGAGAAAGCAUUAAAUAUAAGUAUUCAUAUAAAAGCAUAUAGCUGACUAUAUGUCGGCUUGAUUAUGUUUACAAUAUAAAAUUGUGCAGCUUAUCAGCUAAAAGUGAUCUGUGUAUUCUCACGAGCCACGGUCAAGCGAUAAGCUUCUUGCUUUGAUGUGUCAGCAUCAUAAAAAACAAAACAAAACAAUUCGCGAUAGUACGCCGCGCUCAAAAAAAUCAAUGAGAGCGGUAGAAAUCGCUUAUCAGUGGCUCAACAAUGUGUUAGAGCGCUUUAAUUCGUUUUUUUUUUCCAAAAAGCGCAAAGUGAAUUCAGUGUGAAAGUGUACGCAAAACUAAGUAGUUCCAUUAAAAUGCGAAAUAUUUGUUGGCGCGUGUUGUUUACCCAUAUGCUGUUAACCUUGCUCUUGCUGGGGUAUAUAAAUUGUGACGUCAAUAGCGCGACCGCUACGACAACGGAGGAACGCACCUCAACGUACGCGAAUGUGGAUCAUAGCGAUGCAACAACAGCACCCACAAGCGCGCACUGCAGCGGUAAGAGUACGCCGUCUGCCUGUGCUGCAGAUUAUUGGCCCCGUCAACUGGACACCAUGUACAGUUAUGUCGACGAAGUGAUGUGGCCUUGCGACGAUUUCUAUGAGUAUGCUUGCGGUAAUUGGCGUGCGCCAUAUCAAUUGCGCGCGCGCGGUGCACACGAUACACUGAGCGCCGUCAAAGCAGAUAACAAACAACAAUUAAUGGCUUAUCUAUUAGAAAAGCAAGAGACGCUUGAUAAAGGCACGCGCACAACGUUGCAGCGCAGUGAAAUGGUGGCUGUUCGUUUCUUUAAUGCAUGUGUCGAGCGCGUAACAGGCGAGGAUAGCUUCACCGGACGCUCGCAUUUGAAUGUAGAAACAGCCACGUUACGCACAUACACCGAGGAGCUGUGUCGCAUAAGUGACUGGCCAGUGCUAAACCACAAUUGGGAGGCGAUUGACGCGAACGACACUCUAAACUGGGGUAUAUAUUUGAGCGCGGAGUUGCGCCGCUAUGGCGUGCAAACCCUGUGGCGUUUAUUAGUCACCAGCAAUUGGCAACAAGCAGAGCAGCAGAUCUUCUACAUUUCGGCGCCGGCGUUCGAUUUGCUCAAACCGACGCGCAACGCGGCACAAUAUGACAGCGACUCGGAGUAUAUAUACAAACGGUAUGUGAAAUAUUUGAUGCUGGAUUUGGGCAUGCGCGUACGACGCGCACUAACAAUUGCCAGCGAGGUUGUAGAGUUUGAGAAACAGCUAUUUGAGCUGGUGACCAGCGAGAGCUCAGUGUUGCUGCGCGAGCCACAAAAUUUGGCGUCGUUGGCGGCAGAACUGCCUGAAUUGAAUUUGCGCGAAUAUUUUGCGGUGGUUAUGCGUGAUAUAACCGUUGAAUUGCCCUACGAUUACGCGGAACGUCUGCUGAUUGUGGCAGAUAUACCGUAUCUACGCAAGCUGCGCGAUUUUUUGAAACGCACUAAACCGGAACUACUUGCUAAAUAUCUGCUGGUUCAAUUUUUAGCACACUUCGAGGUGCGCCUACACGAUGAGGAGAGUUACCAAGAGCAGCGCGAUUACUGCUUACAACAACUGCACGCAUUUCUGCCAGCGGAACUAACGGAAAUUUUCAUGCGUUUGCAGUACGGUGACACAAGUGAUGCAGCUAGUUAUAUGGCGCAUACGCAGAGCGCUUUGAACGACAUUUUCACAGAGUUGAAAAUGCAAUUUGAACGCUCGCUUAACGCCACGAAUGUAUUUGAACGCGACGCGCUCACCAAAUCACUAGGUAUGGAGAAGCUGCACGCGAUGCGUCUGCUGCUGCCACAAGCGGCAAACGCCAGCAAAGCUCAUUUGCCUACCACUAUCGAGCUGAGCGACAACCACGAUGCCAAUUUGCUGAAAUUGUGGCGUUGGCGCACGCAUAAUCAACUGCACGAAGUACUAGAAUCGCUGUUGACAGGACGCAGCGCGCCGCCUACCUACAACAACUACGGACCACUGGAUGUGAAUGCCUACUAUCGGUUGAAGAAGAACGCUAUCGAACUGCCAAUAGGUAUAUUGCGCGCGCCCUUCUACCACAGUUGCCUGGAUCCAGCGAAAAUAUACGGCAGCUUCGUCUACAUCAUUGCACACGAGUUGAUGCAUGGAUUCGAUUAUGAUGGCCUUAAUUAUGAUCAGGCAGGGAAUAUGGCGGGUAACUGGGGCGCUAAAGCCAUAAUACGAUUUGGCACUAAAUCACGUUGCUAUCUGAGCGAGCGUUACGACGAAGGAGAGGUGACGUUGAAUGAGAAUAUCGCCGAUACGGAGGGACUGCGCCUCGCUCUGGAGACCUACAGACGUACUGCAGGCAAAAAUAGCACCUUAACGACGGAACAGCUUAAGCUCUUUUUCCUGAGCUUCGCGCAAACGUGGUGCGGCACGACUGCAUCGCGCACCAAUAAUUUGCAUGAUAUGCAUAGCGUGCGUGUCAAUAAUGUGGUGAGCAAUUUCGAGGACUUCACGUCAGCAUACGGUUGUGGUAAGCAGAGCCCCAUGAAUCCGCCCUACAAAUGCGGCAUAUGGACCGAGUAGUAGCGGGAUGUGAGACAAGCAACCUAUAUAUUAAGUGUAUAGUUACUGUAUUGAAUUGUAUAUACCGUUAUUUGUAAAUUUCAAUAAAGCUGCGCAUGGAACAUUUGCAACAGAA